Molecule: messenger RNA, 1314 nt
Organism: Monascus purpureus
Lineage: Eukaryota; Fungi; Ascomycota; Eurotiomycetes; Eurotiales; Aspergillaceae
Source: the annotation of a GenBank genome assembly
AUGAGUUCCAAUACCAUCCCUCCUAAUUUUGGAUCCUUCACUCCUGAACUUAUUGUGCCUGGGGGCAAAAGCCUACAUCCUGUCACUCCCUGGAAUUACGAGGCUCGUUCUCAGAGCACUGAGAAGAGCCUCCUUAUUUUCAGGAGGCAACCGGAGGAAUAUAAACUAAUCAACCAUCCUGGGUUGCCAAUCUCGAAUGAUUCAUGGAUACUUGCAAUGACCAGGAUGCACAAUCAGCCCCCGAAGGGUGCCGUGCCUUUGCCUCUGGUGUUGGCCAAGGUCACAAAGCUUGUGACAGAAGACCCUUCUUACCAUGGAUUCCGCUACUGGACCAGUUGGAUGACUCCAGACCUCGAUUGGCUCUAUGUCAUUCUCGAAAAUCCCGCCCCCAAGGAAAAACGCACUGUCCAUACCAGAAAGGACUCUCACGGUUCCUCCGUCUCCGACAAUCGUGAAAAGUGGGAAGAGAAGUCCGCAUCCGCCUCUGCAAACAAUACUAGCCACGCAGAGGAGAUGACUGGCACUUCUCAGGCUCCAAAUAACCUUGAGGAACCGUUUCGAUCUGCCCUUGAAGCCGUCAAAAAUGCAAGCACUCAUCAGGUGCCCACUGUCUUUCCUCACAGUGAGAGCAACCAAAAAGGUCGCCAGGCAUUUGCUGCUUCUGAAUGGGACACUUUCAUCAAAAAUAGGCGCUCGUGGUUGAAUAAGCGGAACGAGCAGAUAGCUGGAGAAGUUGCCUCGCACAACAACAAAAUCACCGGACCGUACGCCUAUCUCUAUCCUCUUCCGAGUGAGAGUACCUGUAGUGAGUCGUCAAAGACCAGCGACUAUGAUGAAGGGAACCACAUUCUCGCAACAACCAAGUACACGAGGGAGCAGUAUACAGCACUUGCUUCGAAGUUCAAGUGGCUGAAAUCAGACACCAUUGGUAACACCGAUAAUAUUACCGGGUCCAAGGAAUCCCACACAAAGACCACCAACAACACAGCCAGUAAGGAAACCAACAACUCUCGUACACCCUCAUACGAGUGGACUCAACAACAGAACGAAUCUUACACGGCCCCACGGAGCACAUCCUCCUCUUGCGUAACCGACAUCCACGACCAACCAAAACUCACCGCCACAAAAGACAUGUCUGCGAGCAAAGCUUCUCAUGACAACUGUGACAAUAAUGAUAGUGCCUGUGCCAUGCAUAGGUCGCCGCUUGACGUGCAGUUUUACGUGGUUCGCGACGAGGAUAUUAGCGAGCUCUAUUUGAACGACAGUACCAGCGACAGGACUGAGACAGGGAAGUUUUGGCAUUUGGUUGCUUAA